Actinia tenebrosa (Australian red waratah sea anemone) is the source of this 1332-nucleotide messenger RNA. RefSeq lists its product as uncharacterized. The record is from RefSeq and is a predicted model, not a curated record. Lineage: Eukaryota; Metazoa; Cnidaria; Anthozoa; Actiniaria; Actiniidae.
GGUUUAAUAACCGGAUUUUAAAACAUUUUAGAAAAUAUGGUAUAAAGGGUGAGCUCCUAGAUGCAACUCAGAAAGGUGCCUAAACUAUCGGACGGACACAUAGGUCAUUCCAGAAACGUUCAAGUCAAGUAUUAACGAUUUGGGUUGCACUUUUGAAUAGUUGUCCAGCACCCCAAGACGACAGCCAUGAGUAUUAAAGUUCUGAUAUUGGUUCUGGUGUUAGUUGUUGCCAUAGCAACUGAGGUGAAGGGAUUGUGGCCGGGAAGACGUAUUGGAAAAAGUGUUGACCUUGAGAAGGAAAUCUAUCCAGAUGCUGCCAGCCUGCCAAGUGCCAACAAGUUCUACGACAAGUGGCAACAGCUGAGGGAUGCAGCAAUAGAGUCGAUAGAGAAACGAAAAAAGAAGCUUAAAUUCCCCGGUGAUUGCAAUUCUUCAAAGCUGCAAAACUUCGCCAAGCGAUGCGGUUUGUACGUCGUUUCUGGGGGCAAUCACAUUUUGGUGUAUGAUGGAAGCCGUCUGAUAACCACUAUUCCACACAGUGUUAAAGAGAAUGGCACUUGCAGGAAUAUCAUCAACAUAUUGAAUGGCCGUUGCACUUAGCAAACUCGAUCACAAUAUGCAUUUCAGUGAAACAGUUUUAAUAGGCAACUUGUAAGUGAUCACGUGACAAAAUUUACUCAAAAGAAAUUGCGACCGGAAUAUUAUUUUUCGGGUUCUAAUGGUACAUGAUAAAGUUAGAAAGUAGACUCAGAAAUGUUUAACAUCUCAUAUCACAAACCUAUAUUAGAAUAGUAACGAUUUUACAAACGGCAAAGCUUGAUAUCUAAACCUAAGAUUCAUCUGCUCGUUUACUGUCGUUCUAGUGUAACCGUGAACACUCGAGCUUAUUUCAUUUUAGUUUUUAUUUCUGUAAACAUACUUUUUUUACUCUUUUACUUUUAACUUUUUUUCUCUCUUUCACCAUUUCAUCUCCUUGAAUAGCUUUUAUAGACUCUCAAGUAACUCGAAUUCUUUUGUUUUCACUUAAUUCAUAAUCUGAUUGGUUGAACUCGAAUGUUCACGGUUAGAGUAGAACGACAGUAAUUCCUGAUGAUAAUUAAUUUAUAAUUGCACAUUUAAUUGGGUAACGGUCGCCACGUGACUUAGUGAACCACGUGAACCUAGCAUAAGCAUAUUCCAAUAUAAUUCAUGCUAAAAGAAAACUAAUAAAAAAUGUUGGCAACUGAAUUGAUUGUUUUGUUUUGUCUUUUACGCUGAGCAAAUGUGACAUUUGGCAAGGAAAAGACGCGUGCUGGAGCGUAACCUUUUUAAUAACAGUUUAAUUUUGCUACA